UGGUCUUAGACAUUUUUCUGAACUUCGUUUCCCCAUCGGGUACCUGAAAAUCCCCUCUUGGAGAGCUGGGGGGAGAAAAACUAGAAAUUAACGCUACGUCCCUUGCUUUGGAAUCACAGCUCCAGAAUUUAAGUGCCUUUGGCAGGCGGGAGAUCGCAUCUGAGGCUUCAAAGUGGAGCAACAAGGAUCCUCUGUCACCAUGGUAACCGAAGACGCCUAGCGUUGCCAAGCAGCUUGCUCUGAGCUAAGAAAGCUUGGUUGCCUCUAGACGCCAAGGCUCCGCGGCAUGUGGCGGCAGGAAGGGCUUGUGGUGACCGUGGAUGCGGAGCCUGAGGCUGGAGGAGGCGGGGAGCAACCUCGGCAGCCGGCAGGGCUGGAGGGUAGAGCGCGCGGGGAGCCCGGCAGCUCCCCGCAAGAGCCCUGUAGACAGUGGAAGAAAUUUUUAUACUGUGAGCCACAUAAGAGAAUUAAGGAAGUUUUAGAAGAAGAACUUUAUAUCAAGAGAGAUGAAUGCCAUAUUAAAAACCCACCUUCAGUGGCCCUGGAAAGGAUUUGGAGCAUUAAAAAGAAUCUCCCUGUGGGAGGUGUAAAGCCAGGACUGCCGAGCAGAAACAAUUUACUGCCGCAAGCCAAGUGCUACUCCAGGCACGGAGGACUGAGAAGAUAAGAUGAAUAGAAUGUCUCAUUGAGAAGGAACCUCUUUCUCUUAGCAUCUGAAGAACACUGAAGAAACUCAGACUAGUUUCUCAAUUUCAGAUGUGUGGGAAAAAGUACAUUAAUCUGUAAAAUCUAUUUAUAAAUUAACCCAAAGUAAUGAAAGACUAUUGGUAAAAUUUUCUAAGUAUCUGAGAAUAAUGAAGGAAAAUGCUGUACUUACCUUUAGUUGUCACUGUUGUAAUAAAUUGGGCUUCUAAUUCA
Chinchilla lanigera (long-tailed chinchilla) is the source of this 918-nucleotide messenger RNA. It is a transcript of the gene CUNH11orf97, whose product is annotated as chromosome unknown open reading frame, human C11orf97. The coding region runs from base 287 to 667 and encodes 126 amino acids. The record is from RefSeq and is a predicted model, not a curated record. Lineage: Eukaryota; Metazoa; Chordata; Mammalia; Rodentia; Chinchillidae. Gene Ontology annotation, cellular component: ciliary base. The transcript is spliced from 4 exons.